Molecule: messenger RNA, 1677 nt
Organism: Durotheca rogersii
Lineage: Eukaryota; Fungi; Ascomycota; Sordariomycetes; Xylariales; Xylariaceae
Exons: 2
Coding region: 228-1499 (423 amino acids)
Biological process (GO): regulation of translational initiation
Cellular component (GO): cytoplasm
Source: RefSeq, a predicted model, not a curated record
CUUCGGCAACCAAGCGGCCGGGAUCGACUCUAGAAAACGCCUCCAAGAAGUCGAAGCCGCACAGUGAGGCCGGUUUCGGUGGCCCGGAGCCUAUUGCCCCACACGAGUACGAGGCCUCACUUGCAUUGCCCAUAGAAACCGACGAGCAGAUCAUAGCCGAUACCAUCCUCGUAACCAACCGUGCCCCUCUAGUCCUAGCCUUUGCUGUCGAACUCUUACGAUAUACGAUGCCCGAGCAACCCCCCUCCAGUCGGUUAAGUCUAGCGCAGGCGGUCGUGAGCGCCAAUUCGAGGAGCAAGGCAGUCUCGAUAGGGAUUGAGAAGGGCCCCAGCGCCGACGAAGAAGGUUGGGGCCACGGCCAACCCCGAGUAAAAGUCAUGGGCCGCGAGAUAACCGUGCUGAAGAGAGGCGGCUACGAGUGGAAGGGGGAUGAAAAAGUAGGGGAGGAUCAAAAGUCAGAAGAAGGGCCGGCUAGUAGCGCGGGCGUGGCAUCCAACGCUCAAGAGACCAGUAUGGACAAUGCCAAUAAAAGUACGACAUCCGAAGCGUCUGCCGGCCCUGCCCGGAACCUGUGGUCAGCUAGCCAACCCGUCACUUUGAAGAAGUCGACUUUCAUCGUUCGAGCGACGAAAAUCACCGGACCCUCUCAGCGUCGCUCCGUGAUGCAGUCUCUUUUUGAGGCUCAGCCAUCUUUAGAGGGCGCAUCGCAUAAUGCUUGGGCCUAUCGCGUCAAAGUACCGACCAAUCUGUUUGGAGCCACUACCAUCAAAGAGGAGUCUUUCGACGACGGGGAGACCGGCUGCGGUGAUUUUCUAAUCAAGAACAUGCGAGAAAUGGACACGGUCGACACCCUCGUGGUGAUGACUCGUUGGUACGGAGGUAUUAUGCUUGGCCCUGAUCGGUGGAGGAUAAUGCGAAACUGCUUAAAAGACGCUCUUGCAGAACGCCUUAGGGUUACAGGAGCACAUGCUACACUAGGCGGCGAAGCUGUCUGGGGCUUGGACCUGGAGGCCAUGCGAGACAAAUCCGGAACUGUCGGUUCUGCAUCUAGUAGGUCAUAUGAGGCGGGUGUGGUAGGCAUGCCCAUCCAUAGACCCGAGGCGGCCAGAGCGUAUCUUCUCAAGAGCUUCGCUACAAGGGUGGACGUUUCGGCGGACGGCGUGAGCGAGGUGGCGGCCACGGAAGGCGGUAAAGAUCAUGGAGCAGAGCCACCAGCUCCUCAAAAAGCUCCCGCCUCGGCGGGUAAGACGAUGCUAAAGAAGAAGACGGCCAAGGCGCUGGAACUGGAGAAGGAGGAGAACGUCGCUAGACUACUUGGCGCCAUCAGAACCCUAUACGAUAGCUGGGCCGACCAUCUCGCCCCAGGCGAGCUUGAUCGACGAGCUUGGAGCUGGUACAUCGCAGUGCGACCCGAGGUAGACAGCGGCCCUUCUGGUUGGGGGGCAAAGGGACACUUGAGACUCGCCGAUAUUCUUGCUUUACGACGAGAAGAAGGAUAACAUUAAUCAACGGUUGCUUUCACUUUUCGAUUUUCCUUGGGUGUCCUAUUGCAUAUCUAGAGCUCUAUGCGCCGAGAUGUCCUGUAACCAUCUACGCCCACUCUCGAGAAAGAUCGGGAAUUGUCAACCUCACGGUUUCCAUAUAUACACGAAAGGGAGGCUCAUAGAAGACCGUAAG